ACCCUAUAUAAGAAAUCGCUUGGUCGACAUCACCUCCUAACCCUCCUCUCUCUCUUCCUCUUCCGCCACAGAGUCGUCUUAAUCUAAACCCUAAUAUUUCAGUCCCUCUCUCUCCGUUUCUAUCUAGAAUUUUCCUUAUCCAUCUCGAUCUCGAUCAAUUGCAGGGAGGUUGCUGGUUUUUCUGCUAUUUGCAGAUUCUCUAGGUGAAGGUGUCAACAUUGAAGUUUCUUUUAUGUCCGAACAGGCCGCCUUCUAUUUGGGAUCAAUUGGGCUGUUGGGAGAGUAUUGUCCUUCGUCAAGAAAAAAGAACAGAUCCAUAUCUCUAAGGAUUGGCUGUAUGCAUCUCGAGCCAUUUUCGGAAUAUCUAGAUUUUCAUGGUUGCAAUUGUCUGCAACCUUUUCUCACCACUGAAGACCAGUCUACUCUUGUUCAGAAAACCUCAGAAGACAAAUUUUCAGCCCUAUAUUCUUCAAAUUUUAGCAUUUGUUUCUUGUGAGAUCCAGUGUAUUUCUUCUACUACUUCUGAUCUGUGGUCAAGAUGGCUUUACAGAACAUUGGUGGAAAUAAUGAUGAUGCCUUCUACAGGUAUAAGAUGCCCAAAAUGGUUACAAAAAUUGAGGGCCGAGGAAAUGGCAUCAAGACAAACAUAGUCAACAUGGUUGAUAUCGCAAAGGCUUUGGCAAGACCAGCUGCAUACACCACAAAGUACUUUGGUUGUGAGCUUGGAGCACAAUCUAAAUUUGAUGAGAAAACUGGGACCUCUCUUGUUAAUGGAGCGCAUGACACUCCUAAACUUGCUGGCCUUCUUGAGAACUUCAUUAAGAAAUAUGUUCAGUGUCAUGGUUGUGGGAACCCUGAGACAGAGGUUCUGAUCACCAAAACCCAGAUGAUCCAACUGAAAUGUGCUGCUUGUGGCUUUUUGUCAGAUGUUGAUAUGAGGGACAAACUCACUACAUUCAUUCUGAAGAACCCACCUGAAUCAAAGAAGGGAUCCAAAGACAAGAAGGCUAUGAGGAGGGCUGAGAAGGAGCGUCUGAAGGAAGGUGAGGCUGCUGAUGAGGAGCAGAAGAAAAUUAAGAAAGAGGCCAAGAAGAAGGGCACCACAUCUUUGAAGGAUGGCACCGCAAGAGCCGGCUCUUCGAAGAAGAAAGCAAGUGGCUCUGAUGAGGAUCGCUCAUCACCUACUCACAGUCAAGUUGAUGAUAAGGAUGAAGCUGAUGAAGAUGAGGAUGGUGAUGUCCAGUGGCAAACUGAUACAUCCCUGGAGGCAGCUAGGCAACGCAUCCAAGAGCAACUUAGUGCAGCGACAGCUGAUAUGGUCAUGCUUGCUACAAAUGAGCCAGAGAAGAAGCCAACAGCGGCAACUAAACCGAGUGUAAAUGCUGCAAAUAUACCAAGUGCUGAAAAUGGAAACUCGGCCACACACAAAACACUAGCUGAUGAGGUAAAAGAAAAUCUGAAGAAAGGUGUCUCGGCAAAGCAACUGCAGUCCCUUCUGGGAUCACUCUCCGGCUCUGCCCAAGAAAAGAUGACUGCCCUGAUUGAGGGACUAUUUGAUGGCAUUGAGAAAGGGUUUACAAAGGAAGUGAAGAAGAAGAAGAGCUACCUUGCUACUGCUGUUGCACAGGAAGAGGGUUCGCAGUUGAUCUUACUUCGCGCAAUUGAGGAGUUCUCCCUGAAGUCAAAUACGAGUGCAAUGAAGGAAGUUGCUCUAAUUUUGAAAGCACUCUAUGAUGCUGAUAUUUUGUUGGAAGAGUUCAUCGUUCAGUGGUAUCAAGAAGGACUGAAAGGAGGCAACAAGGAGUCUCAGAUAUGGAAGAAUGCUAGACCCUUCAUAGAUUGGCUCCAGAGUGCCGAGUCAGAAUCUGAAGAGGAAUGAAGUGUUCUGCUGUCACUUAACCCUUUUGCUUGCAGGUCUAUCCUUAUCGUCUGGUAUUUACCAAUUAAAUGUUUCCUUUUGGUCCUUGUCCUGUCGAUUACUGUUAUGUUCGAUUAUUAUAUCUUCAAAAUGGUUUGCUUGAUGUUUUGUCUGAUUCAGUGUGAGAACAUUAAGUGCAGUUUGUUUCAGUGUUAAAACUUAAAACAUCAAUUCUGUCUUUUAUUAA
Molecule: messenger RNA, 2105 nt
Organism: Carya illinoinensis
Lineage: Eukaryota; Viridiplantae; Streptophyta; Magnoliopsida; Fagales; Juglandaceae
Product: eukaryotic translation initiation factor 5-like
Exons: 2
Coding region: 539-1879 (446 amino acids)
Biological process (GO): formation of cytoplasmic translation initiation complex; formation of translation preinitiation complex; translational initiation
Cellular component (GO): cytosol
Molecular function (GO): translation initiation factor activity; eukaryotic initiation factor eIF2 binding; GDP-dissociation inhibitor activity
Source: RefSeq, a predicted model, not a curated record